Nerophis lumbriciformis (worm pipefish) is the source of this 1119-nucleotide messenger RNA. Lineage: Eukaryota; Metazoa; Chordata; Actinopteri; Syngnathiformes; Syngnathidae. The record is from RefSeq and is a predicted model, not a curated record.
AUGUCACCGCGUAAAAGACCCUUGGUUCCUGUAAGCAACCGGCGGAAAGCUGUGGACGACUACUUUCCUUUCAACUUCCUGCCAGUGGAGUGCCAGCUACAUGUGUUGUCUUUCCUGAAUGAGGUGGAUAAAUGUAGUUGUGCUCUCGUUUGCUUGAGCUGGAGUUGCCUUGUUCGUUCAUGGAAGCUCUGGCGGGUCGCUGAUUAUUCCCGUCGAGGAGUCUUCCACUUGGGGCAAGAGGGACUGCUUGUGUCCAACCGUGAGUUUGAGAGAUGGAAAUCCUGGGUUCACCUCUACACUCACCAUCUAAUCUCGCGCCGGGCCAGCCUUCUCACCCUGAAAGCCAGCUUUGAUUUGGGUGAUCGCUGCAACAAGUGGGGCGACCUACUAAGCCAUCUUUUGGAUAAUGUCCACUGCAGGGACCUCAGCCAGCUAGACCUCAACUGGACGUUUACGCUUCUUGAACCGCUGGACCUCAGGGUUCAUUCCAGCUCCAGUUCGCACCAGGACAGCAUCACUAAGAUGGACCAGGUGAGCAAUUUCCAGCAGCUGAUGACCAAACUCACGCAGAGCUGUCCUCGUAUCACCAAGAUGAGGUUACACUUUGACUGGUCAGAUUUGUCUGUGUCUCUGCUCACCCAAUUCCAGCAGCUUAAAGUCCUUGAACUGAAGUACUUCUGGGUCUUUAAAGGAGUGACUCCAUCCACACUGCAGACUCUAACAACAUCCCUUCCUAACCUAAAAUCUCUUACUUUACACAUCCUGGUGCCACUGAGGAAUCUCGGUAUUUCCUACACUCUGGAGUCACUUUCCUUGGAGUUUUUGGACGUAUCACCCAGCAGAGGCCUGGUUUUUUCGUGCCUAAAGCUGCCUGCUCUGCGUGAGCUCCGAGCCAAGAAAAUUGUGCGUGGUAUCACAUUGGACAGGCGCACCAGGUUGAGGAUCCAGAGUCGAUGGCCAUGUUUGUAUCAUGUCCUUCGGGAAGGGACGCCGAGACUCCAGGCCCUUAACAAUGAGAGACUCCUCCCUACGUGGAGAGAGAAGAGCUAUGGGGAACUAUCAGCCAUUUUAGAAGGGUCCUGUUAUUGUGUCCAACAUUUAGACAGCUGGCUGUGGUAA